AUGGUUCCCAAUAAUUUAGUGCGUAAUCUUCAAUCCCUGAGAAAACUAUACGGUCUACUCGAUUCAAAUUCAAGGAAUGAAUAUAAUCCCGAGGCAUAUCUGUUGGAUGAGGACACUCAGUUACUAUUGAAGAGAUUUCUAGAUGUUGCUUCCUAUGAAAUUUUCGUUAGACAAUCAGAGAUACUUGCAUCACAGUUAGGUUUAAAACCGUCGAAUGUGGUGGAUGCCUCUGCAAUGAGAGUCAACGGAUCUCAAAUCUCAGAAAGUGGUAAACUGUUUGAGGCAAAAGGAACAUUAAAGCGAGACCUUAGACUGAAUCUGAUUCAAAGCUAUCCUAGUAAGGAUGGUUUGACAGAAGAAGUCACUGAUGCAAUGGAACUAAUUGAUACACAGCUUUCUGCUUUAAGAUUUGUUACUAAUCGUGUGAAAAAUGAAGCAGAGAUAUCAGUUCCAAGCCAUGAUGAUCCAGUUUUGCCUCUUCAUGAUCAGUUUGUUCGGAUCAAGUCAUCACAACCUCUUCCUGUCGGAGCCCUUGAUUUCAAGAAGCCAGGUCAGAGUAAUAUGAAACCAACUUUGUUGGAUCAAGAAGCUGAAAGUUGGGAUGAAUAUUCAUAUGAAACCGAGAGUGAACAGACACGGUCUGUGACAGUAUCUAUUGAGCAAUCAUCAGAAGAAACCUCUGAGUCAGACUCUGGCUCAAACUGGGAAACUCAGACAGAAAGUGUCACCGAGUCCGAGUCUGAGUCAGACUCACCAUAUACACCACAGAGUGAUGAUGAUGACUCUGAAGACAGUGCUCCACAUAAAAAGAGUGACAUAUUAUCACACGAUCCUGCAAAACAGAGGAAAAAGGCGAUGGGGCGGUUUAAAAGAUUGAAGAAGAAACUAGGAAAAGUUUUUCACCACCAUCACUAUUACCACCAUAAAAAGGAGCAAGGCCGUAAGGCAUCACCUUGGAAGCAAUUUCAGAAGACACUUCACAGAAACAAAGAAAAAUUAGUUGAGAGACAGUGGAAAUCAGAAACAAAAAGUCUUAUUACACGUAAGAAGCAGCACAGAGGUGGGCAAUUCCAUGCGCUUGUGGAAGGUCUGAUGAGACAUAGAAGACAUUCAAAGAAACAAAAACACAAGUCUCAGGGACACGGCAAGAAAUUACACUGGUUGAAAACCUUGAAGAAGCGUCAAGGUGGUUUAAAGUUUCCUAAUAGAGGACGUGUGAUGUUGGAAAAGAAACAUUAUUUGUCUAAAAAUGUUCAAGAACAAGACGAUAACUAG
Messenger RNA from Camelina sativa (false flax), 1275 nucleotides. Its product is annotated as protein KOKOPELLI-like. The record is from RefSeq and is a predicted model, not a curated record. NCBI's taxonomy places the organism in Eukaryota, Viridiplantae, Streptophyta, Magnoliopsida, Brassicales, Brassicaceae.